AUGCGUCGUUCGGCUCGAUACUCAUUGAUUGCUCAGCGUCACUUAUUAUCGAAAAAAUUUGUAUUAAAUGAAGAGUGGCACAGUAGACAUCAUGCACUUAGUGAACUCGGUAUAGAAGGAUCAUAUGAAUGGAUCACUGCUGUACAGAAAAAAUUUGUCAGUGCUGGAAUGGCCAGUGCGGUAGAUGUUGAUGCAGCGGUUUGUAUAGCAGAGGAGGAGGACCAGCUAGAUGAUGUGUUAAAAAUUGUGUACAAGUUACGGCACAUUGAAAUGACUGGUAGAAUGCUGCCUUCAACAGAAUAUGCCCUCAUCAGGUUGCUUCUGAAACACCACAAAACCGACAUUCUUCUUGCAAUUUUAGCUGAUCCUAUUAAUUAUGGGAUCUUUUUGAAUGAGCACUCAGCUUGUUUGGUUAUAGAUAAUUUUUUGGAGGCCGGUAAGAUUCCAGAUGCUUCACGAGUCGCCAGUUACGUAAUGCUUCAAGAAAUGUUCCAAUCAGCUUUACUGAAUUGGUUAUGUAUUUAUAGCAGUUUGAAAUGGAUUGAAUUACCUGCUGAACAAAGAGUAUUCGAGGAACUCCCAUCUCUGGAUUAUAUUGCUGCCAGAGAAAGCGAUUCAGGGAGUAUAGAAGAUGAAGACGAAAUAACCUUCAAAUUCCCAUAUUUGAAAAACGAAUACAACGAUAUGCAUUUUGAUCUCAGUGAUCCAGAUCAGCUUGUUGGGAAGAAUUUACUCUGGUUUAGUCGCUGUAUUUCACUAAGUGAAGAAGAAGCUAGAAAUAUUCGCUUAAUAGGAUCUAUAUUUUUUGGCAAUUAUGUUUUGGCAAAACAACUGCUUCAAGCGACGGAUAUUUUUUCAUCGACAGUUGCAAUUUGUCAAUCCAAAUUAGAACAACUAAUAGUUAAAACAAAUGAUGUUAAAGAAUCGAAGGAUGAAAAUCCUUCCGAAAACGCUGUAGAAGAAUUAAAGGGAAUUAUCGAUAAGAUUGAAAGAAAGAACAUGGACGAGAAACUAUCAGAUAUAAUUAUGAAGCAUCUGAAGGCUGUACAGAAUAAGGAGGAGAAAAAUCUAAUAGAAAUACAGCGCAAUACCUUCCUUAACUGGAAACAGAAUCGUGCGGAUCUCAUCAAGGCUCAGGUUGAACAACUCGAUUUAAAAUUGCGAUUGAAAGAAAUCUGUGAAGAACGGCAAAAAUUAUGGGAUCGUUGGGAAAUGUUGAAUUUUUUCGAAAAUCGUUUGAAGUGGGAAGAUAUAGCAGCUGUGAAAGAAGAGCUUCUAAAGACUGAUCAGGUGGCAGAACGCUUAUCGGAGAGUACGCAUAUUGUUGACCACGAUCCGUCGUUGGCCCUCUAUCGAUUACAUGAACAUGUUGGAAAAACUCUACCCCUACUCGUGGCUCGGAAACAUACAAUGGCUGAUUUCAAUUCCCGCCUCCAAGGUGCAUGUUUCGACCUGGACAAUGUUCUUUUAACAAUGCAGUCAAUGAAAAAGGCUGCAGCGAAUUUCGAGAACAUUCAGGUAAUGCUUCGAGAUUGCGUGCAUCAUAAACAACAACUAAACUGCUCAACUAAAUGA
Acanthocheilonema viteae is the source of this 1575-nucleotide messenger RNA. Lineage: Eukaryota; Metazoa; Nematoda; Chromadorea; Rhabditida; Onchocercidae. The record is from the annotation of a GenBank genome assembly.